This is a messenger RNA of Fukomys damarensis (Damara mole-rat), 990 nucleotides long. RefSeq names its product olfactory receptor 7A17-like. The record is from RefSeq and is a predicted model, not a curated record. Gene Ontology annotation, molecular function: G protein-coupled receptor activity; olfactory receptor activity. The transcript has a single exon. The coding region runs from base 1 to 942 and encodes 313 amino acids. Gene Ontology annotation, biological process: G protein-coupled receptor signaling pathway. Gene Ontology annotation, cellular component: membrane. NCBI's taxonomy places the organism in Eukaryota, Metazoa, Chordata, Mammalia, Rodentia, Bathyergidae.
AUGGAUCCAGAGAAUCAAACAGCUAUUUCAAAAUUCCUCCUUCUGGGGCUUUCAGAAGAUAAGAGCCUGCAGCCCCUUCUGUUUGGACUGUUCCUAUUCAUGUACUUGGUCUGUGUUACGGGAAACCUGCUCAUCAUCCUGGCCGUCAGCUCUGACUCCCACCUCCAUACCCCCAUGUACUUCUUCCUCUCCAAUCUGUCCUUUGUGGACAUGUGUUUCACCUCCACCACGGUCCCAAGGAUGCUGGUGAACAUCCAGACACAAAACAAAGCCAUCAGCUAUAAUGGAUGCUUUACACAGAUGUAUUUCUUCAUGAUUUUUUCUGGGAUGGAUAGUUUACUACUGACUGUGAUGGCCUAUGACCGUCUUGUGGCAAUAUGUCACCCACUGCACUACCUGGUCAUCAUGAACCCUCGGUUUUGUGGUCUUCUGCUUCUGCUUUCUUGGCUAAUCUGCCUGACGAAUUCUUUGUUGCAAAGUUUGAUGGUUUUGAGAGUAUCCUUCUGCAAAGAAACUGAAAUCCCCCACUUCUUCUGUGAACUUUCUCAGGUGCUCAAGCUUGCCUGUUCAGACACCUUUGCCAAUGAUCUUCUGCUGUACUGUGUAACUGGCCUACUGGGUGUUGUCCCACUGUCAGGAAUUAUUUUUUCUUAUUCUAGAAUUGUGAACUCCAUAGUGAGAAUUUCAUCUCCUGGAGGGAAGUGCAAAGCCUUUUCCACCUGUGGGUCUCACCUGUCAGUUGUCUCUUUGUUCUAUGGCACAGGCCUUGGGGUUUACCUUACUUCUGGAACAGCCCAUCCCUCCAGAGAGGGUGCAGUGGCCUCAGCGAUGUACACUGUACUUGCCCCCAUGCUAAACCCCUUCAUCUAUAGCCUUAGGAAUAAGGAGUUGAAGGGGGCUCUGAGGAGACUUUUUCAGCACAGGUUGGUCACAGUGCGAUAAUGUAAGUUAAGGAAAAACUAGAGAAAUCAAGACUUCUGAUGACUAGUG